This is a messenger RNA of Racocetra fulgida, 174 nucleotides long. The record is from the annotation of a GenBank genome assembly. NCBI's taxonomy places the organism in Eukaryota, Fungi, Glomeromycota, Glomeromycetes, Diversisporales, Gigasporaceae.
ACGAAGUUAAAAAAGUAGGCACAGUAACUGAAGAAAGCGAAGUAAACGAAGAAGACGAAGUUAACAAAGUAGGUAUAGUAACCGAAGAACGCAAAGUAAAUGAAGUAAGACAGAACGAAUGGAACGAACAAAGUGAAGAAAAAAAAAUCAAAAUAAGUGAGACGAUGUUAAAAA